Messenger RNA from Zingiber officinale, 1004 nucleotides. RefSeq names its product thiamine pyrophosphokinase 1-like. Gene Ontology annotation, biological process: thiamine metabolic process; thiamine diphosphate biosynthetic process. The record is from RefSeq and is a predicted model, not a curated record. Gene Ontology annotation, molecular function: thiamine diphosphokinase activity; ATP binding; thiamine binding. The coding region runs from base 67 to 837 and encodes 256 amino acids. The transcript is spliced from 7 exons. Lineage: Eukaryota; Viridiplantae; Streptophyta; Magnoliopsida; Zingiberales; Zingiberaceae.
AAAAAUAAUCGAACAAAUUGUCGGCCGCCUCAGCUGAUUCCUGCUUCUCGCGAGACGCGGCGGACGAUGGAGGCGAUGAGGCACUCCUCCACUUUCCUUCGCCCUCCGGCGGACGCAGCCGCCUCCUCUUUCUACGCUCUCGUCGUUCUAAACCAGCGCCUACCCCGGUUCGCGCCUGUGCUUUGGAGCCACGCAAGGCUCCGCGUUUUCGCCGAUGGAGGGGCGAAUCGGGUGUACGACGGCAUGCCCGAGUUGUUCCCUGAGGUAGACCCGAUGGAAAUUCGCCACAGGUACAAACCAGACAUAAUUAGGGGUGACAUGGACUCAAUAAGGCCAGAAGUGAAGGAAUUCUAUAUUAACUUGGGUGUCCCAAUAGAUGAUUUAUCAAACGACCAGGACACCACAGAUCUACACAAAUGUGUUGCUCAUAUCUGUGAAUCUAUGGAUGAACUAGAUAAGUCAAAUCUUUGCAUUUUAGUUGCUGGAGCUCUCGGUGGAAGAUUCGACCAUGAAGCUGGAAACAUCAAUGUCUUAUACAAGUUUUCAAACAUCCGAAUCGUUCUUCUAUCGAAUGAUUGUUUGAUCCAACUUUUACCAAAAACACAUUGCCAUGAGAUCCACAUCCAGUCAUUGGCCGAAGGCCCUCAUUGCGGAUUGGUUCCAAUUGGUGCGCCAUCAACCAGCACUACUACCACCGGCCUGCAGUGGGACCUGACCGACACAGGAAUGAGCUUUGGUUCUUUGAUAAGCACUUCAAACAUCGUGCUCGCGGAGAAGAUUACAGUCAAGUCUGAUACAGAUCUUCUUUGGACUAUAUCUAUUAAAAAGGGCAUUUGAGAGACAUCUUAUGAAUGCUGUUUUUUCUGACGGUCUUCUUGGAAUGAGUCUAACUGAGACCAUGCCAUGUUUGCAUCCAGUUAUACCAUUCAAGUCCCCCAAAAUAAAACCACUGUAAUUUUGUUUUCUAUUGUAAUGAAACAAAAGAGGAGCUAUUUUUUUUUUUA